GAGGAGGAAGAGGAAGAUGAGUACGAGAAACGGAUUGAGCGGACGGGGUGUGCGGCAGAGAACGAGGCGUUGCAGAUGUGUUAUGCGGAGAAGCAUGAUUGGCGGGCGUGCAAGGAUGCGAUGCAGGCGUUUCGGGAGUGCUGGAAGCGCAAU
Gamsiella multidivaricata is the source of this 153-nucleotide messenger RNA. RefSeq lists its product as uncharacterized. The annotation marks the transcript as partial. Gene Ontology annotation, cellular component: mitochondrial intermembrane space. Gene Ontology annotation, biological process: mitochondrial respiratory chain complex IV assembly. The record is from RefSeq and is a predicted model, not a curated record. Lineage: Eukaryota; Fungi; Mortierellomycota; Mortierellomycetes; Mortierellales; Mortierellaceae. The transcript has a single exon.